Molecule: messenger RNA, 1464 nt
Organism: Cyphellophora europaea CBS 101466
Lineage: Eukaryota; Fungi; Ascomycota; Eurotiomycetes; Chaetothyriales; Cyphellophoraceae
Exons: 3
Coding region: 1-1464 (487 amino acids)
Biological process (GO): protein N-linked glycosylation
Cellular component (GO): Golgi membrane
Molecular function (GO): glycosyltransferase activity
Source: RefSeq, a predicted model, not a curated record
AUGUCCCUCUCGAGAACCCCUUCACCAAGACCAAACGGAGGAUGGUCAUCUAGGGGUCUGACCGACAGCAGAGAUUCUUCGCCACGCAGCUUCGGCGAGAUGAACAACCUCAGCAACACAGAAGACCAGUGGGCCGCUGCCAGGGCCAAAAGCCAAAGAGUGAGGGGUGGUCCUACCAUCCAGACUAAAAAUGAGGGCUUCUUUCAGAGAUCUCGUCGGAAAAUCUCUCAGACCCUGCCAUUACCGGCCUUCCACAGAUCGGGCCCCAAAAUACCGAAAGAUUGGCGCGAAGCAGAGAAACUCGGGCGCGGAAGGUGGACGCCAGGAGGUGGCAGCGGUGUCACGCGACUAAAAACCUUCGUUGGCAAUGUAUUACGGAGGUUCAAAUUUGUCUUUAUUGUAUUGGCCAUCGUCGCCAGUAGCACUGUACUGAUAUCGCAGACCGGGAUGAAACAGCAAUACCGCGCGAGCAAGUCUUUAGGUGGAGGCAGUAACUUUGUCAUAAUACUAGCAGCCAACGAAGGUGGCGGCGUCAUGGAGUGGAAAGGGCCUCGAGAAUGGGCCAUCGAGCGAGACAGCAUCCGCAACAAGCGCAAGUAUGCCGACCGAUGGGGUUAUCACCUCGAAAUCGCCGACAUGAGCACCAAGAAGAGAUAUGCACACGAAUGGCGUGAGAGCUGGGAGAAGGUCGACACGAUGCGCAACGCCAUGGCUAAAUAUCCCAAGGCCGAGUGGUUCUGGUGGCUCGAUCUCAACACCUUCAUCAUGGAGCCGUCGUACUCGCUGCAGUCACACAUCUUUAAUCACCUUUCACGCGCCGUCUAUCGCGACAUCAACCACUACAAUCCACUGAACAUUACCCAUCCGCCCGUCAAUCCCACCCUCGACCCUGUCACAUCAUCUCCUUCCGGCGACAAUUCAUCCGCCAGCAUCGACCUGAUCAUCACCCAAGACUGUUCAGGAUUCAACCUGGGGAGCUUUUUUGCCCGCCGAUCCGCGUUCACUGACCGCCUCUUCGACAUCUGGUGGGACCCUGUGAUGUACGAGCAGAAACAUAUGGAAUGGGAGCACAAGGAGCAGGAUGCGCUGGAACACCUCUACGAAGCACAGCCCUACCUGCGGAGCCACAUCGCCUUUCUGGACCAGCGCAUGAUCAACUCUUUCCCGAGCGGCGCAUGCGCGGUCCCCGUGUCGGAUGAGGAGCAGGAGCUCAUCAAGAAAGGCAAGCAUCAUCAGCCGCUCGACAAACGGUACCACUACAACAAGGCGGAUCGCGACUUUAUGGUCAACAUGGCGGGCUGUGAGUGGGGCAGGGACUGUUGGAGUGAGAUGUACGCCUAUCGAGAGCUAAGUAAUUGGAUGAACCGCACGUGGUGGAAGCAGUUCGAAGAUGCCAUCAGUGGGCUGUGGAAGAAGCUCAAUGCGCCUCGGGUGGUCGAGGCGGAGAAGAACAACGACGCCUAG